GCCCUGCCGACGGCCCUAAAAAGAAAAAACAAAUUGUUGCCGAAAAAAAAUAAAUAAAGAAAAUUAUUCAUCUAAAAAUUGAUAACAACCGGCAACUUUUUACACGUAGCACAAAGAAAAACAACUUAUCCUUUCUAAGAAAAAAAAAAAACUUAUUAAACAUGUUGAAGGCUGUCAUUUUAGUAGGUGGACCGCAGAAAGGCACUCGCUUUCGGCCCUUAUCUUUGGAUACACCAAAGCCACUUUUUCCUGUAGCUGGACGUCCUAUUAUUCAACAUCAUAUUGAGGCUUGUGUAAAGCUUCCUGACCUCAAAGAAAUCCUUAUAAUAGGUUAUUACCCCCAAACACAAAUGGAAAACUUUGUCACAGACAUGCAGACUUUGUAUAGCAUUAAUAUACGCUAUUUGCAAGAGUUCACCUCUUUGGGUACGGCAGGUGGCAUGUAUCAUUUUCGUGAUCAAAUUCGUGCUGGAAAUCCAAAAGCAUUUUUCGUCCUUAAUGGUGAUGUUUGUGCUGAUUUCCCACUACAGGACCUUUACAAUUUUCAUACCGAACGACCUGCUUCUGCUCUGGUUACAAUUAUGAGCACCGAAGCCACUAGGCAACAGGCGGUACAUUAUGGCUGUUUGGUAUUUGACCGUAACACUGGCGCAGUUUCACAUUAUGUGGAAAAGCCUAGUUCAUAUGUUUCCACUUUUAUUAAUUGUGGUGUUUAUGUCUGUUCCAUGGAUAUUUUUGCCAAACUAUCGGAAAUCUUUCAUUCAAAGGUCCAAGAGUAUAAUGGUACUAAUUAUUAUGCAAAUGGUGGUUCAAACGGUAAUGGCAAAGAUCAAGGCCAUAUACAAUGGGAGCAGGAGGUAUUAACACCUUUGGCGGGUACAGAUAAAUUGUACGCUAUGCCAGUGCCAAAUUGGUGGUCUCAACUUAAGACGGCCGGAUCAGCGAUUUAUGCCAAUCGUCAUUAUUUGGAACUUUAUAAGAAAACACAUCCAGAACGUUUAGCGAAUGCUGGUGUUAAACAUGCAGAGGAUGAUGAGGGAAAUCUUAUAUGUACUAUAAUGUCCGAUGUGCAUAUACAUCCAAGCGCAACAGUUCACUAUACGGCAGUAUUGGGACCAAAUGUAUCAAUUGGUCCAGGCGUUACCAUAGGUCCCGGUGUUAGAAUACGUGAGUCGAUAAUAUUGGAAAAUGCUAUUAUCAAAGAUCACACUUUAAUAUUGCAUUCUAUAGUUGGUCGUGGUUCUACUAUUGGUCAGUGGUCUCGUGUUGAGGGUACACCCAGUGAUCCUGAUCCAAACAAACCUUUUGCCAAAAUGGAAAAUCCACCUCUAUUCAAUAAGGAGGGAAAACUUAAUCCUUCUAUAACUAUUUUAGGCUGUUUUGUACAGGUGCCUUCGGAGAAGAUACUUUUGAAUAGUAUUGUCUUGCCGCACAAAGAACUUAGCAGAAGUUUUAAAAACGAAAUCAUUUUAUAAAUCGACUGCUUUAUUUAUGUUUAUGUAUUUACAAAUGUUUACUUGCGCUUUUUUAGAUUUUGUUUUAUUAAAGUUUAAUAAUUUUUAUAAUAACUA
Messenger RNA from Lucilia cuprina (Australian sheep blowfly), 1571 nucleotides. It is a transcript of the gene Gmppa, whose product is annotated as mannose-1-phosphate guanyltransferase alpha. The record is from RefSeq and is a predicted model, not a curated record. Gene Ontology annotation, cellular component: cytoplasm. Gene Ontology annotation, biological process: biosynthetic process. Lineage: Eukaryota; Metazoa; Arthropoda; Insecta; Diptera; Calliphoridae. Bases 162 to 1475 code for a protein of 437 amino acids. The transcript is spliced from 6 exons.